UGACGUCUUCGCCCCGUAGCCGCAGUCGCCAUUUUCUUUCUGGCCGUCGUCGAAAAUAGCCGGAGAUCCGCCGGUGAAAAGAUUGAACGAAAGACGCCAAAAACCGGCGUCGUUUGUCCCCCGACGAGGGCCGAACAGUCGGCCGUGAGUGUUUUCAUGGACUGCUCGCUGAGCGGCGGACAUGGUGUCAGCCCUGCUCGCCUAGUCGGUUCCUCGAAGAUGGAGGCGGCGGCGCGGGAGGACGCGCGGAGGGAGUACCAGUCGUCCCUGGAAGACCUGACGUUCAACAGCAAGCCGCACAUCAACAUGCUCACCAUCCUGGCCGAGGAGAACAUCCAGUUCGCCAAGGAUAUCGUCGCAAUUAUUGAAGCUCAAAUAAGCAAGGCCCCAGCUACCGAGAAGCUUCCAGUUUUGUACUUAGUGGAUUCCAUAGUGAAGAAUGUUGGAGGAGAAUACCUUGCAGUGUUUGCUAAAAACCUAAUCACUUCAUUUAUAUGUGUCUUCGAAAAGGUGGAAGAAAACACUAGAAAGAGUCUGUUCAAGUUGCGCUCGACGUGGGACGAAGUGUUCCCCCCCAAGAAGCUGUACGCGUUGGACGUCCGGGUCAACUCCGUGGACCCGGCGUGGCCCAUCAAGCCGCUGCCGCCCACCGUCAACGCCAGCAUCCACGUCAACCCCCGGUUUCUGAAACAGUCUGAGGAGGCGUCCUCCCCCCAGCCAGCUCCUAGCCACCCCCCUCCUGCUCCUGCUCCUGCUCCUGCUCCUCCUCCAGCGGCAGCCGCCCCCCAGUCAACGCCGAGCAUCAGCCAGUCCAGCCUGACGCAGGAGCAGCUGAUCCGACAGCAGCUGCUGGCCAAGCAGAAGCAGCUGCUGGAGCUCCAGCAGAAGAAGAUUGAACUGGAACUGGAGCAGACCAAAGCACAGCUGGCUGGCGGCUUUGCGUUGCCGCAGACGACCACAGUUUCAACUGCGCCUACGGCAACCACAGCACAGAGACAAGCCGCCCAAGCGCCUCCUGCGAUUCGGCCCUGGAUCCCCCGUCAACCUCCACCCGACCCCAAAGCGCCCACCAGGGACCCCCGUCUAAACCGGACCGGCCCCCCAACUGCUUCAUCUCAACCCAAAGAACAGCUGUCUGUCAGGAAGGACAGCCCCCACCCCGCUGGGUUCACCCCCGAGAAGAAACUACCGGAGAAGUCCGGCCGGCCGGACAAAGGCAGGAUCCCCAGGAACAAUGUGUCUGACGAGAAGCUCAAGCCCAAGUCUCCAUCUCCAAUGGCAAAAAACGUCCAGAGCAAAAACAAACCAGUGGAGGCUGAGAGACAGAAAUCCUCUGACAGCACGAAGAAGGAUCCCCGACUGAGGAAACGCACUCAGGACAAAACCGGGGAGAACAAAGAUGACGAGAUGAAGGAGAAGAAGAGAUUCAGCGACAAGAAGGAGCGGGACGAGGCCGGCCGGGGUCCAGAGCCAUCGAGGGCCAACAAAGGGAAGCUGCUGAACGGCUCCGUGGCCAAACAUGAACGCGACGAGGCAGGUGAUAAGGCCGACUUCAAGUCCAGCGGCAACGCCCGCACGCACGCUAGGAAACGCACCCGCUCACGGUCCCGAUCGCGCUCUCCUGGCGCCUCCCCGAAGAGGAAGGAGCGGCGGUCGCCCAAGAGCCGAGCCCGGAGCACCUCCCUGUCCCCGUCACCAUCCCACAAACUAGGCAAGCCUCGGAGAGUCCGCCCCAACGACCCCCAACAUGGCAAGCCCGGCCGAGAAGACCGGCCCGGACCCAAGAAGAUCCAGUCAGAGAACAGGAGGACCAAGAGGCCGGCGGAGGAGCGCCACCCCGAGCUCAGAGAACCCCCACGCGGCCACGACGGCGGAGUCAAGGACCCCAAGGAGCCUCAUCGCUGGAGGAGCGGCUGGGAGGAGAACAAACACUUGAAGAUGUCAGAGGAGGCUCACGUGAAGGCCGACGCUUCCAGGCACAAAUCGUAUGGCACCCAGCCACGUCCCACCACCCCUCGAACCCCGAAGCAUCGCCUCAGCGUGGACGCCAACCUGCAGAUCCCCGAGGUCCUCAACUCCGCCUCCAAGAAGGACCUACUCAGGAGGGCGAGCAAACGUCUGGAGAGCGGCGAGAUCUCCCAGGAGGACUUCCUGAACAUGGCCCACCAGAUCAAACACUUCUUCCAGUACCAGGAGGAGAAGCUGCAGCGCUCGGAGAGCUGGGACGGCGUCGUGGGCUUCGGCAGUAAGAAGCAGUUGUUGCUGAGCCCGCCCGGCUCGGUCCAGUCCCGCCCCCACGAGAGCAUGGACGCCGCGGAGCUGUCCUACUACGAGCACAAGUCCAAGCUGAGGAAGACGCAGGUCAACCACCGAGCUGCCGAGGAGGACUGGGACAGCGAGGAGCUGGUGGAGGAGGGUGGCGAGAACGCAGGAAGAGUCCGUAACGACGGCCAUAAUUACGGCCGACUGCCGCGGGACAGACAAGGUGAAAUGAGGAGUAAAGAGCGGGAGGAGCUGCGGCCUCACGUCACCCCCAUGAUCGAAGACUACAACCACGGCAAAGAGUUCCCCGCCCUCAAGUCUCUGCCCGGCCUCCGAUUCAGGAGGCGAGCCGACCCCAGAGAGUCCAGUGAACGUGAGUGGACUUCUCCGCUGACGGAGCGGCAGCCGUACGAAGACCGCGAGGAACAGAAAAGUGGCUACGACGCCCCGCGGCGAUACCCCGCAGACCCGCGGAGGCCGGACGGGCCCCCUCUGCCCGGCACCGUGGUCCUCAGGAACUGCCCCAGUCCUGCCGGUCUGGAGGCCCCGCCCCCCCGGUUUGAGCGUGAGCGUCUGUCUCCUCUCCAUCAGAAAGACUCUGGGGACAUGAGCCCCAUCCCCCGCUUCGAGAGCCCUAACAGCGAACACUCAGAUGACGGGCCCCUGGCCCUGGAGGCCCCGCACCCUCUCCCUCCCCCCAAACCCGUCAUCAAAGCCCCGGCCCGCGCGGGGCCGCUGUCUGCCGUCCGACACGGGGACUCUCCCGGACACACGCCUCCUCACGACGGCGGACACGCUCCCUCGCGGUUCAUGGGCCCCCCCAGACCUCAACCCCCCGGCUGGUAUGAAGCAGGGGGGCCCGGGCACUACGAUGAGCCCCAGUUUGACGGCCCCCACCUCCCAGCCCCGGUACGGUUUGACGCUGGGGGGCCGUCGCUCCACAGUGAGAGUCCUGGGCAGUGUGAGGGCCCCCACAUGGUUCAUGGGCCAAUCAGAGGGGGGGAUUCCUUGGGACGGUUCGAUGGGCCCCCGCAGGGUCCAGUGAGGUUUGUUGGUCCUGUUGGCCAGCAGCCCCCUGUAAGGUAUGAGAAUCAGGGGAGGGGGCCGGGGCCCUUGGAGGGCCCGAUGCAGCGCUUUGAGGCUCCAUGUCACUUCAACAACAUGGGUCCAGGUCCCACUCCAGGUCCUGGUCCAGGUCCUGGACCUGGAGCGAUGGGCUUCCAGCAGCAGCGGCCCCUGCGCUUCGAUGGCCCCGCCAACCAGAUGGGCCCCGUGAGGUUUGAAGGCCCGGGUCGCUUUGAGGGCCCCAGCCAGCCCGGUCCGAGGUACGACCUGCCUACCGUGGGCGGGCCCCCGCGCUUCGAGUACCCUGGCCAGCAGGGGCCCCCCAGAUUCGGUCCCCAGCACAACAUGCAGCCCCCAAUGAGGCCGAUGGCCCCGCCCGUCUAUGAAACCCCCAUGGGCCCCCAGCAGAACUUUGGCAUGGCCCCCCAGCGCUUCCAGGAGCCGAUGAACCCCCAGUUCCCGGGGGCCCCGAUGCCGUUCCCCGCUCAGCCCAACCUGCAGCCGGCAGGAAACUUCAACAUGCAGCCCGCGCCGUUCAGCCAGCCGGCCCCCGGCCCCUUCUACAACCCCGCGGCCCCCGCCAUCGGGAUGCAGCCGCAGGUGAACCUGCUGGGAGCCGUGAACCAGCCGUUCCUGCCUCAUAACCAAGUGCCUUUCGGACAGCAGACUCCUCAGGUCGUCCCUCCAGAGAACCACUUCGGUCAGGUUGACGUCAACGAGCUGCUGUCCAAACUCAUCUCCACCGGCAUCAUCAACCCCUCGCAGCCCGAAGUCCCCCAGACCUCCAGCACCGAGUCUCCGUCCACGACUCCAGCGGCUCCAGCUGUGGAGGAGGAGGAGGAGAAGGAGGAGCAGGAGGUGGCGGUGGAGGAGGAAGAGGAGGAAGAGGAAGAGGAGGAUGACGAUCUGCCGGACCUCACCAGCUUCAGCAUCGACCACAUGAAACAGCGCUACGAGUCGGUGAUGACGAAGCUCUACUCCGGUAACCAGUGCUGCCUGUGCAGCAUGCGCUUCACCGCCGCCCAGACAGACAUGUACGCCGACCACCUGGACUGGCACUUCAGGCAGAACCACGCCGGCAAGGUGGCGAGCAAGAAGGUGACACACCGGCGCUGGUACUACGGCCUGACGGACUGGAUCGAGUUCGAGGAGAUCGCCGACCUGGAGGAGCGGGCCAAGAGUCAGUUCUUCGAGAAGGAGAACGAGGAGGAGGUCCAGAAGAGCCAGGCCGCCGCCAAGGAGAAGGAGUUCCAGAGCGUUAAAGCCACCAAGGACCAAGUGGGAGAGUUGUGCGAGAUCUGCCAGGAGCCCUUCGAGACGUACUGGGUGGAGGAGGAGGAGGACUGGUUCCUGAAGCACGCCAUCAAAGUGGACGACAAGAACUUCCACCCGGCCUGCUUCGAGGAUUACAAGAACACGUCGUCGUAUCUCGAUGUCACGCCGUCGCCCAGCAAGCUGCUGACUGAACACCCGCUGGGCGCCUUCGUGAAGGAAGAGGAGGAAGAGGAACCCACUGCCUGCGCCGUUGCCGCGGCGGCGGCGGCUUUGAUCAAACAGGAAGCGGGCGGCGAGUCGCCCGAGCUUCCUCCGCAGGAGGGGGAGGCCCAAGGGGGCGCGGCCCAGGAGGUUUUAACGGACUCUGUGCAGCCAGAGGACAAAGCAUGACGGCGCCGCUGCUCGUCUUCAUCCCGUCGGGGGUGAAGGUGUUUUUAUGACUUGAAUACAUUUUGGUAUUUGGAUUCUGGCCGUUUUCAGGUCUUCUGGUUCUGUGAAGAAUUGUUCCGUUGGCUCAAAGCUGUAAUGAUUUAAUUUAUAAAUUAAAGUAUUUUUUGUAAGUCUGGUCUAACGGUGAUUGAAUCUCACAGCUGCCGCCUGUACAUAGAAGCAGUGAUUGAGUUAUCGACGACAGUCUCAGGUGUGGAAGGUAAGCCUCACCUGAGCCCAGGACUCGAGGUCGUCCCUUUUUCUUUGACUUUCAAUAAACGAGUCUGAAACAUGUUUUUGUGUGAACAUCUCAGUUUUGCUGUCACUUCGGUUCAAGAAGAAAAAAUAAAGUUUCUGUGAUUUCAA
Cololabis saira (Pacific saury) is the source of this 5397-nucleotide messenger RNA. It is a transcript of the gene pcf11, whose product is annotated as PCF11 cleavage and polyadenylation factor subunit. Gene Ontology annotation, molecular function: RNA polymerase II complex binding; mRNA binding. The record is from RefSeq and is a predicted model, not a curated record. Gene Ontology annotation, cellular component: mRNA cleavage factor complex; cytoplasm. The transcript has 17 exons. NCBI's taxonomy places the organism in Eukaryota, Metazoa, Chordata, Actinopteri, Beloniformes, Belonidae. Bases 157 to 4992 code for a protein of 1611 amino acids. Gene Ontology annotation, biological process: termination of RNA polymerase II transcription.